Messenger RNA from Thyridium curvatum, 2076 nucleotides. RefSeq lists its product as uncharacterized. NCBI's taxonomy places the organism in Eukaryota, Fungi, Ascomycota, Sordariomycetes, Thyridiales, Thyridiaceae. Gene Ontology annotation, biological process: positive regulation of transcription by RNA polymerase II; chromatin remodeling. Gene Ontology annotation, cellular component: histone acetyltransferase complex. Bases 1 to 2076 code for a protein of 691 amino acids. The transcript has 4 exons. Gene Ontology annotation, molecular function: histone H3 acetyltransferase activity; protein binding. The record is from RefSeq and is a predicted model, not a curated record.
AUGGUCGCCGUGCUGGUGCGCGUCAUGCACCCCCCGGGACACUCGGUCUGGCACCCCGUCACGAAGAGCAGCGUCUCGGGCGCGUCGCACCCGCACCCGACCGUCAGCGUCGUCUGCUCGACGCAGCUCGGCACGGGGCACCGCACCGGCGGGCAGUCGGCCGGCAUGGUGGGUGACGACGCUGGUCGUCACCUGCGCGGGCGUGCUUGUGGUCCUGGUGGUGGUGGUGGGCCACCACGUCGGGCGGGUGCGCGUGCGGCGCGUGGUGGUGGUCGUGCUGGAGGAGGAAGACGGCUCGCAGGGCAGGCGCCGGGUGCGGAACUCGGCGGCGCAGCCGUCGUAGGGGCAAGGUGCCCCGCAAGGGGAGAGCAGGGUCGCGGUCGGGACGGCGGCCGGGCAGCCGCAGGGGUUGGCGACGGUGGAGAUGAAGAGGCAGUCCUCGGUGCCGCACUGCCUGUCGCACCCGCGGGCCAGGGCCUGCUUGGUGACGGUCGGGCAGGGGAUGUCUUGCUCGGCGGCGAGGGCUUGGGAGGGGAGGAGGAGGGUGAGGGCUGUGGUGAGGAGGAGGAGCUUCAUCGUGGAAUUGGGGGUGUUGAGACGGCGAGUGUGUAUAUCGAAGAAGGGAAAGGAGCCUUUGCUUUUGUCGAAACCUGGUACGGGGUUGACGCUAAGAUCUAUACUCCGAGCAUCGGUAGUAACGAGGCACGUGAGGGUACGUUAGGCUGCAAACACGUCAUUCACGGUUGCGGAGUCUUUGUCAAAGACACACCCCGGGACAACGCGUGCGCGCACACACACGAGAGAAGGGUCCAGGCUGGCGCGACCAAGAUGGACGUAGAAGAGCCACAAUCUACCUCGUCCAAUGGCCGAGGCCAAAGCCCCCUCGUUGCGAAGCGCGCGGCUUCCCAAGACCCGGGCCCGGCUUCGAAAGCCAAGAGAAUCAAGACAUCCCAUAGCGCCCAAAACAAGUCAGAUGUUCAACCUCCGGCCAUAACCCGGGUGGCGGUCCCUUUCCCAGAGAAGCCUGCAGUUCUAGAAGAACGGAACGGUGAGAUCGAGUUCCGGGUGGUCAACAACGAUGGCGACAGAGACAGCAUGAUCAUUCUCACGGGCCUGAAAUGCCUGUUCCAGAAGCAACUUCCGAAAAUGCCCAAGGAUUAUAUCGCGCGUCUUGUGUACGACCGCACUCAUCUGUCCAUCGCCAUCGUCAAGUUGCCCUUGGAGGUCAUAGGCGGAAUAACAUUCCGAGAAUUCCGCGCCCGCCAGUUUGCAGAGAUUGUCUUUUGCGCCGUCUCGUCCGAUCAGCAGGUCAAGGGAUAUGGAGCCCAUCUCAUGGCUCAUUUGAAAGAUUACGUCAAGGCUACUUCGCCAGUUAUGCAUUUCCUAACGUAUGCCGAUAACUAUGCGACUGGUUACUUCCAAAAACAAGGGUUCGCUAAAGAGAUCACCUUGGACAAAUCUGCCUGGAUGGGAUACAUCAAGGAUUAUGAAGGGGGCACCCUUAUGCAAUGCCCCAUGGUCCCCCGGAUACGCUACCUCGAGGUUGGACGAAUGCUCCUCAAGCAGAAGGAAACCGUGCAAGCCAAGAUUCGUAUCUUGAGCAAAAGCCACAUCGUCCAUCAACCGCCGCAGCAAUGGGCCAACGGCGAUGUCACCGCAAUUGAUCCGCUGUCUAUCCCUGCUAUCCGAGCAACCGGUUGGUCUCCAGAUAUGGAUGCAUUGGCACGGGAACCUCGCCAUGGACCUCAUUUCAACGAACUUCGACGCUUCCUCUAUCAGAUCCAAAACCACAAACAAGCAUGGCCUUUCCUCAAUCCAGUCAACAGAGACGAAGUCCCUGAUUACUACAACGUCAUUACAUCGCCAAUGGAUUUGUCAACAAUCGAAGAGAAGUUGGAAAAGGAUCAGUAUUCCGCUCCUAGGGACCUGGUCGCCGACCUCGAGCUGAUCUUCAGCAAUUGCAAGAAGUACAAUGACGCCACGACAGUAUACACCAAGUGUGCUGUCAAGCUGGAGAAGCACAUGUGGAGUCUCAUCAAGGAUAUCCCGGAAUGGUUUGAUUUGCUCGAGGACUGA